UCGGCCUUCGGUGUUUGAUGGCGAUCCAUGGUUCCUUCCCGUGACUCAACGCCGCCGUGGAUAACCGUUUCCCGAUCUCGGCCCUUGAAUUGACCUCAAUUCUUUCAAGUCUUUAUAUACUCGCAGGGUGGAGUGAAAAGAAGUCUCAGUCUUUGUCAAUUUCUACAAAACACUCACCGAUCAUCCACUCACCAUGCCACAAUCAACCAUGUCCCAACGAGCUCAGGAAGCCACCACAUCCGGCUCCAAGAACCUAAUGUGGGACGUAGUCAACGAUCCGUGGUGCAAAUCUACCAAUCCCAAUGGGUUCGUCAACGUCGGGCUAGCAGAGAACAUGCUCAUGCAUGACAAACUUCUCGAAGCCAUUAACACGAAGCUCGAACUGCCCUCCAAAUGGCUCACCUACAACGACGGGCCGUCAGGAUCCAGGAGAACCAAAAACGCCGUCUCGAAUUUCGUCAAUCGCCAUUUCCACCCCGUCAAUCCAGUGCAGCCAGAUCAGGUCCUCGUGACGAACGGUGUCUCUUCGGCAAUUGAACACCUGUCUUGGGCAUUUUCCGAUUCCGGAGAGGGAAUGCUCCUGGGCAGGCCUUACUAUGGAACGUUCAUACCUGACAUCUCCUCCAGGCCAGGGACUAAUGUCGUCCCCGUGGGAUUCCAAGGCUGUGAUCCGCUCAGUCUAAAGGCGGUCGAGAAGUACGAGGAAGCGCUGCUUGAGUUUCAGAAUCGAACAGGCCGGAAGGUCCGAGCGUUGAUGCUCUGCCAUCCCCACAACCCACUGGGUCGAUGCUAUCCACGCGACGUCCUGAUAAAACUCAUGCGCCUGUGCCAGAAAUACCGCAUGCACUUGAUCAGCGACGAGAUAUACGCGCUAUCUACGUGGGAGAACAUAGUCGACCACGAGGGGCCGUCCCCUGUGCCGUUUGUCUCCGCACUCUCGAUUCCUCUCGCCGGAAUCAUCGAUCCCGAACUAGUCCAUGUGCUAUGGGGUAUGAGCAAGGAUUUUGGUGCGAACGGGCUCCGUCUGGGCGUGAUUAUCUCGCAGGCGAAUCGUGACCUGCACGCUGCAUUGAAAAAUCCCACAUUGUAUUCGUACCCCUCUGCGGCGACGGAGUACCUGACGUCGUUGGUUCUUGAGGACUUCGAGUUUACCGAUAGGUAUAUUCAGAUGAACCAACAGAGGCUAUCGGAGUCGUAUUCUUUUGUUGUGCGUGGGCUGAGGGAGCAGGGUAUUGAACAUGCCCCUGGGUGCAAUGCGGCGUUUUUCCUGUGGGUGAACCUAGGGAAGAAGUAUCGGGAGCUGCACUCGGAGGAGGAUAUGGACGCAGAUGUCAGUGAUCGCGUCAUGCAGAAGCUGGUCGAGAAAAAGGUAUUUCUGGCCAGUGGUCCGUUGUUUGGAUCCGAGGAUGAUGGAUGGUUUCGGAUUGUGUUUACGCAUCCGCAGGAGCAUCUAGAGGAGGCGUUGCGGAGGAUUCUAGACGCACUGAGGGAUUAGAUCCAGAUAAGUUAUAAACACCACUCUAAAGAUGGAUAAGU
Molecule: messenger RNA, 1536 nt
Organism: Aspergillus melleus
Lineage: Eukaryota; Fungi; Ascomycota; Eurotiomycetes; Eurotiales; Aspergillaceae
Product: pyridoxal phosphate-dependent aminotransferase
Exons: 1
Coding region: 194-1495 (433 amino acids)
Biological process (GO): amino acid metabolic process; biosynthetic process
Molecular function (GO): pyridoxal phosphate binding; transaminase activity
Source: RefSeq, a predicted model, not a curated record